Molecule: messenger RNA, 765 nt
Organism: Vanessa atalanta (red admiral)
Lineage: Eukaryota; Metazoa; Arthropoda; Insecta; Lepidoptera; Nymphalidae
Gene: mRpL50
Product: 39S ribosomal protein L50, mitochondrial
Exons: 5
Coding region: 138-698 (186 amino acids)
Cellular component (GO): mitochondrial large ribosomal subunit; mitochondrion
Source: RefSeq, a predicted model, not a curated record
GUAAAUAAGGUUGUCAAAUUUGAAGAAUUGUAAUAAAAUUAGAUUACUUAAUUAUUAAAUAACAUACUCCUGCAAUAUUGUUUGGAAAGAAGUUAUUGAUAGUUUGUGUACAAGCAAUUGUUAAAAAUUAUAAAAUAAUGUUUAGAAAUGUAUUGUCUACGACUUUUAAAAAUUUUCAGAUAAUAGCUAUUAGACAUAAACAAACUAAAUUACCCAAAAUAGACAAGAAAUUACAAGCGGCUGCAGAAUCUCUUGCUGCAAGGGGAUUUCUUCGACCAAAUAAACCAUGGGACCCACCGGCAGAAAUAGACAAAACUAUACUUAAAAUAUGCGCUGAUAAUGGGCUGAAUACUGAAUCAGAGUUUGAUUCGCUCGAUGUUAAAUACACUGUUUUGAAGGCUUGUUUUGAUGAAACAGGCCAUGGCAUUCCUAAUUCCUUGUUACAUACUAUUGAGACUGUCGAUGAUUUAAGAGAGUUUUAUGAGACACCAGUAGAUACAUCAACUCCAUUUGAUAGCUUGAAGAAAAUUGAGUUACCAAAGAAUUUGCAUGUACAAGAAAAUUAUGUCAGGUUCCAUCCAGAUAAUGAUACUCUGUUCAAUGGAAAGUCAGUAUUUCCAAAGAGUUCUACAAUUGUAUCUGGCUUAAAGACAAGAAAGAAGUUUGAAGGCUACUCUGCUAAGAGCUCCUGGCCUUAAGAAGAAAAUAUAUAUAUAGAUUAUAGAUUGUUAUACUUACAUUAAAAAUAAAUGUAAAAUAAAAGAU